AUGGUGACAACAACUUUAAAUUUUGAACGACCAAGACCGUCUGGUGCUAAUAAUGAAGAUGAUGAAAACAAUGAUCAACAAAUUCAGAGACACCUUGAUCGCUUAUAUGUGGAGAACUCACAAUAUCGUCACUGUCAUCAUCAAUGUCCACAAAGUACACUUUCACCCAUGGAUUUACGUGAUAUACCUAUAUCAAUAAAUACUGUCCCUGUCUAUCGUCAUGGACGUAAGUUCUAUGUUUCCGCUGAAGAAUUUGAACGUAUGCGUGCAGAAGAACGACAAAGUCGUCGUACCCUUGUGCAAAGAUCACAAAAUCUACCUGUAUCAAGAUCGCAUCAAACAAAUUUACGAUCACCGUCGAGAUCUUCAUAUAAUCCUAUUCAUCGGAGUACUUCGCAUUCACAUGAUCAUAGAUAUGGCAUACUUAGAGCACCACAUUUACCUACAAAUUCAAUAAUAAUAAAUGACAGUAAUAGCCCACAUGAAUCAACUAGGGAAUCUCGUUCAACAUUUAGACAUUAUAAUGAUCGAGAUGAUCUAUCAUCAGUUACAUCAACAUUACCAAUCAAAUUAUCAGCAACUUCUACUCGUUCAAAUUCAUCGGAUAGAGUAAUUGAUCUGCGAAGGACUCCACAACCAUCAGUGUCAUCUUAUACUGGUUAUAUUCCUAAUGAUUAUGAAUUGAAACGUUCAUUUUCAGCUGAAUUAGUACAGCCAUCACACAUUUAUAUGCAACAACCACAAGUAUUACCACGCCGUAUAGUACCAUUUACAACUUCUAAUUAUGGAAUGUCUGCUAUAUCAUCGUUUCCGACGACACCUACAGAUCAAUUAUAUAAUCAAUCGAAAUCUUCAAAAGUAACAAGCUAUUUUGAUAGAAAGCAACCAUCAGCUUUAACCUCUCCAAUCAAACAAUCUAAUUCAGAUUUUUCUGGAAGAGAUUCAACAUACGAACGUGACGCAAAAGCUUCUGAUUAUGCUUAUUCUGUGCUUUCUUCUUCGAAUCGACGUAUUCCAACAAGUUUACCAUCUGUAUUGACACGAUCAGCGUCCAAUAAUAGUAAUGAUGAAUAUCAUUUACGAGGUGCAACAAAUGAAUAUUUAUCUGAUGAUAACUCAUCAUCACCAUCAAUGCUAAGUCAACGAAGAACUCUAGAUACUAAUCGUUAUCGACCGACUCAACUUGCUUUUGAAACCGACGUUGAUUGUGAACGCCAAACUGAGUUAAUUACUCGUGCAACUGCAAGAAGUCAAUCAAGUGAUGGUUUAACAGAAAAAAAACGUGUUCGUUUUGCUGAUAUGGAAGGUUUUACGUUAGAGACAGUUUCUAAUAUUGAUCAAAAUCGAUUACCUAUGAAUAAUCAGUUGUUGACUAAACAAUCAUAUAUUCCAGCAUCAAGUAAUCUUCGAGGACAAGAACAAUCUAUUCGUCACUCAUUGUACCCAAUGACUACCAGAGUUGCUAAUGGUGGGAGCAAACUUGCCACCGAUGUGUAA
Molecule: messenger RNA, 1497 nt
Organism: Rotaria socialis
Lineage: Eukaryota; Metazoa; Rotifera; Eurotatoria; Philodinida; Philodinidae
Source: the annotation of a GenBank genome assembly